AGCGUCCUCGGUGAGCCAAGAAGAGGUCCAGCCAUGAAGCUUUCGGCAAUCGUACUGGUGUGUUUGGCAGCGGCCGUGGUAACACACGCCGAUCCCGAGCCACACAAGUACCACCACUACCCCUACCACCACUACUCCUACCACCAAUACCCCUACCAUCACUACUCUCCUCGCCACCACUAUGUCAAGCAUCCGGCUGCCGGCACCUACUCCGUCAGCACUCAAGUCCAUGGCCUCACCAAACGCUCAGCUGACCCCAUGCCGGAAGCUGACCCUCAACCAGCAGCUGACCCUGAUCCAUCCAACAGCUAUAGUUACCAGGUAGUCCACCAUGGCCAUCCUCGCUAUGGAUACCACCAUGGCUAUCGCUACCCUUACAAUAACUACCGCUACAACAACUACUAUGGUUAUCCUCACACAUACCACAGCCACCACAAGAGAUCAGUCGAAUCGGAACCCGAACCUCAACCUCAUUACAGCUAUCACGGACGCCCUCACUACUACAACAGAUACUAUCACGGUUACCCCCACUACUAUCCUUACUACGCCGGUUACCGCUACCGCUACAGGGGAUAAGGAAGGGGUCAGGCAUGGAUUACGACAGGCCUUGUGGCGAUGGUCCUUCACCAGAUGUGUCUGAUAGUCCGGUUUGCUCACGCCGGUUUUUCAGGCACUGAUAGUAAGGUGGUCACUCUUAGGAGGCCACAGAAAACAGAGGAAUUCUCUUUUCAAUGUCGGAAUAGCAGUACAUUGUGUACACAAUAAAAAUUACAAUAAUCUAAUGGAAAAUAUG
Messenger RNA from Penaeus vannamei (Pacific white shrimp), 793 nucleotides. The record is from RefSeq and is a predicted model, not a curated record. Lineage: Eukaryota; Metazoa; Arthropoda; Malacostraca; Decapoda; Penaeidae.